UUUAGGAAAUAUGAAGAUGGUUAGGACAUGUUUGGAGGAGAUGAAGGGGGUGGAAGAGGAGAAAGGUACAGACUACCAGUUGUUCAUGGACUGUGACUCGUUCUAUAAUAUAAAGCAGUACUUGAUAGUUAAAAUAAAGAAACAGCCGGUCGCCUUCAAGAUUGAUCUGAAUGACCAACCAGAUGAAGGAGAUAAAAAGUACCCAUUAUGGAAGCUUAGAGCAAUCAGACCUGAUAUUACUCAGUUAGAAAUAACUGGAGAUCUUUCGAAGAGUAGGAAGAGGAGUAAAAUUCUUGAUGGAUUUAAAUCUCAAUGGGUGUUUCAUCUAAUUCUUACACAUUCAUCACAAAAUGGACAAUAUAUACCCUCUUCAAAUUAUCUUCAGAAGAUAUAUAUGCUAAAUCCUAGCAUUUUAAAACUAAUCUUCUUGCGAGGUUUCAGUUUCACUGGCAAAGAAUUUAACAAGCUGUUGCUUGUGGCCUCAAAUGCUUCUCAAGUUGAAUUAGAAUCUUCAACAAUUGAAAUAGAUACGAAGAGUAUUCCAUCUCGAGUUAUGUUUAAACUAGGGAAACUAUAUUUUUAUAGAUGUAAAACAUUAGGAGACCAAGAAGAAUUUGACUUCGAAAAAAUAGUCACCUUAAUUUGUUCAUGAGGACUCAAGAAUUCAUUAGAUGAGGUCAGAGUUCCAAAAUCUCCCAUACUUUUCACAAAGAAAUUGAAAACCCUACUAAGAACAGAUUUGGUAAAUUUAUUGAUAAACGGACUUAAUAUUGAAGAGACUAUCAAAGAAAAUAUAUCAAUUGUUAACACUUCAGAAAGCAAAGGGUCAUCUAAAAAUCGUAAAUGAAUUGUUCAAUAAUUAAUCCAAUAAUGAGUGCCGUUUUAACCAA
Molecule: messenger RNA, 890 nt
Organism: Moneuplotes crassus
Lineage: Eukaryota; Ciliophora; Spirotrichea; Euplotida; Euplotidae
Source: the annotation of a GenBank genome assembly